This is a messenger RNA of Naegleria fowleri, 1878 nucleotides long. RefSeq lists its product as uncharacterized. Gene Ontology annotation, molecular function: damaged DNA binding; single-stranded DNA binding. Bases 1 to 1878 code for a protein of 625 amino acids. NCBI's taxonomy places the organism in Eukaryota, Heterolobosea, Eutetramitea, Acrasida, Naegleriidae. The transcript has a single exon. Gene Ontology annotation, cellular component: ERCC4-ERCC1 complex; nucleotide-excision repair factor 1 complex; nucleus. The record is from RefSeq and is a predicted model, not a curated record. Gene Ontology annotation, biological process: meiotic mismatch repair; mitotic recombination; nucleotide-excision repair.
AUGAGUGAAAACCAAAACAUUGGAUCUUCAUCAUCAUCGGGCCAACCACAAUACGUUGUAAAUGUGAUGGACAUUGAUAUUGAUGAAGAGCAGGAAAAGGAAGCAAGAGAAUAUGAGCUGCAACGACAAAAUACUGCACAACGGCUUGCGGAAUUAAAAAAGAAUGCUUCUUCUUCGGAGAGGAUAUCCUCCAUGAUGAAUAGCGGAACUUUAAAUUCAUCAUCAUUAUCCUCAAUGAAUGCAUCGAAUCGGAUGAAUACAAGUUCAAACAAUAAUAACGGUGGAAAAUAUAUUUCAACAAUCGUAAAAUAUAAUUCAUUCGCAAAUGUACAAAAAUCCAAUGGAUCAUCCUCGCCACACACAACCACGAUUCCGAAUGUAUCACUUUCGAAACUUCCUUUACCUGUGAGCAGACCGCCUGGACAUGUACCACAGAAAUUUAUUCCACCUCCUCGAAAGGAUUCACAAACAAAUUCUCAAAAAAGUUCAACUGAUUCUGCAAAUACCAGCAGCUGUAGCAACAGCCAACAAACAAUGAAUUUUGCCUUAAAACCACAAACACCAACAGCAAAACCUGUGAAUGGAGGCACAGUUGAAUCUUCCACAACACCAGUGAAAAGCAACACUUAUGUUCCUCCAUUUUCUUCGUCGUCCCCGUCAUCAGUGACAUCCUCGAGCCCAUCAGCAAGUAUCAAUAGUAGCACUACUAGUGAAUUUAACAUUCCGUUUCCAAUAACAGCAACCUCAAUAACAGCCAAUGCUGUUCAAAAGAAAAAUCCAAUUACAAAACACAUCCGAGAAGGGGCUUUUAAGGUAAAUUAUGUUCCAGAGUGGAAAUUAACAGAUUUUAUUCUUGGAAAACAUACAACUGCAUUAUACGUUAGCUUGAAAUAUCAUAUGACUAAUCCAAGAUUUAUUUUGGAAAGAAUUCGAAAUUUUCACAAAACUGAAGUAUGCAAGAACAAACUUUUUACAGUUAAAGUUGUGCUUGUGAACGUGGAUGUCUCCAUUGAAGCAUCUCAUGGAAAUUCAUCAUAUUUUAAUAGUGAUAACGAUGAAAUGAAACCAAAGGGCACUCCCACCUUUGUCUCAGAGUCUGCUCUCGACGAGGCCCUAAUAGAAAUAACAAGAAUUUGCAUGUGGGGAGACUGGACCAUGUUAUGCGCAUUUUCAGAUGAAGAAUGUGCCCUUUAUUUGGAGUCUCUAAGGUAUUGUGAAAAUAAGAGCGCAUCCACCAUUCAAGGUCCGAUUCAAGCAGUUCCCAGUCUUGCCACCUCAAUGUCAACACCAAAUGCGGCGACAAAAAAGAAAUCAGGUAAAAAAAAGUGGAGCAAAGAAAGAUAUGUUGGCUCUUCCAGUAGUAGCUCUAACAAUCCAGGAAAAUCAACAGAAGUUGAAAAGAUUUCUCAUACAGAAGAAGUUCAUCAACUUUUUGCCCUCUCGUUCAAAAGGACACUUAAUAAGAGAGAUCACGUCACCUUAUUGAAUCAUUUUGGUUCUGUUAAGGAAGUUAUUCAAACAAGUGCAGAUGAGUUAACUGACUUACCUGGUUUUGGAAAAAAGAAAGUGAAGCGUCUAAUUAAUCUCUUCCAAACACCUUUCAUUCCAGGGAAGGAAACAAAAAGCAAUACAUCCAACGAGAAGAAAGAGACUAAAAAGAAAAUUCAAUUGGUCCGUAAAUCAAGAACUUCAACAGCAUCAAACAGCAGCAGCAGUAAUAACCAGGAAAGUGACGAUGACGACAUUCUUGUGGUGAAUAAUGAGACUGGUGAAGAAGAAAAGAUUCGAAAAACGACCAAGAAACAGACCAACUUGAGCAUUUUCUUCAGUCAACCACAAACCAAAUCAGAGACACAAGAUUCUGACGAGGAGGAGUGA